Blepharisma stoltei is the source of this 1530-nucleotide messenger RNA. NCBI's taxonomy places the organism in Eukaryota, Ciliophora, Heterotrichea, Heterotrichida, Blepharismidae. The record is from the annotation of a GenBank genome assembly.
AUGAUUAAUUUAUCAAAAAAACUUAAGCGAUUUAUAUCUUUUUCAUGAGAAGACCCACUGAAUUUAGAUAGCUUAUUAAAUGAAGAAGAAAAACUAGCAAGAGACAGCGCUAAAAGAUUCGCUGAACAAUAUCUAAAACCCCGAAUUUUAAAUGACUACAGAAAUGAAAGUGGAGGUAGAGAAAUCGUAAAACUUUUAGGAGAUUACGGAGUAUUCAGGCAAGAAACCACACAAAAUAGUGUCGUUUUUGGGCUAAUUAAUAAAGAAAUAGAAGCCAUUGAUACAGGGUAUAAGACAAACAUAUCGACUCAAUAUGCAGCUACAAUUUUCCCUAUAAGAUUAUAUGGUAGCAAAAAAUUGCAAGAAAAAUAUCUUGAAAAGCUGGAAUCUGGAGACUUUGUUGGAGCAAUUGGUCUAACUGAAGCAAAGCAUGGCUCAGAUGCUGAAGGAAUUGAAGCAAAUGCCGUUAAAAAAGGCUCUAAAUAUGUGAUUAACGGAACCAAAACUUGGGUUUCUAACGGGACUAUUGCAGAUAUUUUUAUUAUUUGGGCAAAAAAUGAAAAACAAGAAGUCACUGGUUUUGUAAUCGAAAAAAAUACCCCAGGACUUUUUAUAGAAAAAUUAGAAGGCAAAUUAUCAUUAAGAGCCUGCCAAACAGCUACAGUCUCUUUAAAUAACGUCGAAGUAUGUGAAGAGAACGUAUUAAAAGCUGCAGGCAUGAAAGGACCGCUUGCUUGUGUAGGAGAAGCAAAAUUUGGGCUUCUUUGGUCUGCAUAUGGAGCUGCAGAAAGCUGCUACAAAAUUGCUAGAAACUAUGCAAUAGAGAGAAAACAAUUUGGAAAACCCCUUACUCCCCCCUCCGUGAGUGAACAAAAAAAUUUUGCUCAUUUAAGGAAGGGGGUUAAUUUUUUUUUUUUAAAAAAAUUUAUAUAUAAAUUUUAAAAAAAUAUAUUUUUUUCGAAAUUUAAAAAAAAUCCUAAUUCGCAAAAAAGCAAAUAUUAAUUUAAUUUAUAAAAUUUAUGUUUUAAAAAGCAAUUUUGUUUAAAAUUAAACAGAAUUAGCAUUAGAUUUCAUUAUGCUAAUUAUCACUUAUAUAUCAAAAUUUUUUUCCAUAAAAAAAUUUUCGUUCACUCACGGAGGGUGGGUUUUUAGGCAAAAAAUAGGGAUUUUUCUAAUGGUUUUGUUAACUCACGGGGGGAGUUAGCACAAACCCAAUUAAUCCAGAAAAAACUAGCUGAUAUUGCCACUGAAAUUUCUUUAGGACUACUUUCUGCUUAUCAUGCUUCUAAACUCCGAGAUGAAGGAAAAAUUACUUUACAAAUAGCAUCUAUGCUAAAAAGAAAUGCUUGUCAAAAAUCCUUACAAAUCGCAAGAGAGGCUCGAGAUAUGCUUGGGGCGAACGGAAUUAUUGAUGAGUAUGAAGUUAUAAGACAUUCAGCUAAUUUAGAGACAAGCAUUGCAUAUGAUACAGCUGCUGAUAUCAAUGCAUUGAUCCUUGGGAGAUCAAUAACUGGGUUUAAAGCCUUUUAA